Molecule: messenger RNA, 1756 nt
Organism: Amoebophrya sp. A120
Lineage: Eukaryota; Dinophyceae; Syndiniales; Amoebophryaceae
Source: the annotation of a GenBank genome assembly
AGGCCUAGGUGUUCGCAUUACGCACCACAAACAAAAAGAACUUCGACGAGCUAGCUAACAAGAUAGAAAUUACAAUUAGGUUUCUUUUUCUUAUUCUUUUCCCUGUUACUGUUCGCAUCGAAUGGUAAUGGUUCUCAUCGUGCCGAGAACCAUUCCAGCACAUGAUGGCUCCUCGUUGUUGUCGUGUCAGCAAAAUAAAUUUCUACUUCGGUAUGACCCGAAAUGCGGUCGUCCGGGGUUGGAAUGGGUGGAGAGGUUGGUCCUCUUUCUGCACAGCGCCAGAGCUCCUGCCAGAAGUAACUCAAAAGCGGGUGAGCAGAUGAAUCAUCCACGACCAAAAGCAGUUCGAACCGCACUAGCACGAAGGGUUUCAGGUGAGUAUGCAGUCGCUUUAUCUAAUGUGCUGCCUGAACGCGAAAGCCCAGACGAGCGGGAAAGGGCCUCUGCUGAUGAACGACGUCGCGAACAAGGUGUUCAAUUCGGCCAUCAUAGAAAUUCAAGCUAUCUCUUGCUAUGCCAUACGGACGCGCUGAAUCACGUUGGUGACGACGAGGAGCUUUGUGCUCGGAGUCGUGACGGACGUGAAGAAGCUGAAGAUGCGGAUGAAGUACGAAACCAGGAUCAACAUCCUCAAAAAGACCACGCUGCCCAGAUGGAGGAAGACGAAGAUGUAAUCGCGCAAGAAGGACUAGGACGAGGACCCCGACCAGCAGAUGGUGUCCGUCAAGAAGAACAGGCAGAGACAACGACCGGAGUAGAGAAAAAUCAGUCUUACGCUGUGCAACAGCAUCGUUCUCAAUGAUCGGUAAAGGAGUGGUCAAUAAUUAUGCGUGCCGCAAAAUCAAACGAAGCCGAAAACUGCAACUGGCCUCGGGAUCAUGCAGUGCUGGCGAGACUUCUGCACAACGGCGGUGUUCGUAUUUUAGAAGGGAACGCUGUGUGAUGUGCGUCUGUUAUGUCAGUAUACUUCCUAGUAUGCGUACUGAAGACAUCGGCGAAGAUCAUAGAGAUUAUGCUUUUGCACGACCAAUGGAUACUGGAAAGUCCAGCACGGUUGAUGUUACCCCCGCACCAUUCGCAGAGCGGCAGGGCUGUGGGCAGGGACAGGAGCACGAUCGCAACGAACAUACUCUCGUCGACUGGGAUACCGUACAGGUCCUCUACCACAGAGAUACUGAGGACUUGAUAUCGCACAUCUGCCAAUUACACUUCGACAGCCCGCCGGCGGAGCAAGAGUUGGGAAAUGGUUGUGCUGACGACCAUUAUAAUUCUGUUGCCCCCGCUUCACCUGCCGCUGGCCUGAUCAUUCUCUUUCACCAGAUGCCAACCACAACGACCGUCGCUCUGGCCCUGGCACAAGCGAAGCUUGCGGGAAGACGCGAAAUCGCAUUUGCCGUGCCAGAGAAAGUGGACAUAGCCCGGACCACAACAGACGUGUUGCGUGCGGCGGGCUUUGUGGAGAUAAAGUUACCGUCGGGUUAGAUGUAGAAAUUCUUGACGACUUCUUUUCUGCUCCUACUGACUCAAAAACAAAAAUAGAACAGAACCAGCGCCAGUGGACGUAGCUGCUGUAUUCUCAGCACAAUUGCUUCUCGCGACUAUUUCUUUUUCUUUCGUUGUAGCGGGCGCACAACUGACCACGAAGCUACUUAGUACUUGAAGCGAGGAUUUUCUCGUCGCCUUUGCUCACCGGCCCCUGUCGUUCGCGUUCAGCCUCGGGCAUAGAAAACGAAGAAAAACAGCCCGCGGAGUUGUU